Messenger RNA from Eimeria mitis, 2214 nucleotides. RefSeq lists its product as uncharacterized. The transcript has 8 exons. Bases 1 to 2214 code for a protein of 737 amino acids. The record is from RefSeq and is a predicted model, not a curated record. NCBI's taxonomy places the organism in Eukaryota, Apicomplexa, Conoidasida, Eucoccidiorida, Eimeriidae.
AUGCAGGCGCAGCGGACGCCGAGCAUAGCUGCCUUGCUGACGCGACGUGCAGAAACAAGGCUCUACAGAAACGCGCAAGGAACUCCACCAUUAGCAUACAGGGAGAACUUUCAGAAAUGCAGCAAGGCCAGCAGACAACGGUCCGGGGAGGAGGAGGGAGACGUGGACCUGCUGUGCCUCUGCAGUGCUUGUGCUGCCGCUGCAACCGCACAGCAUCAUCUUCACACAAAGCCGGACCUGUACCUGACUUCACGGCUGGUAUCACGAUCUUCAGCGGACUGUGCUGAGGUGCAGGCUAGCUCAGAUGAACUGACGCUUGAGGACUGCUGGCCGGCAAGUGAAUUGACUCUUCAGUGGCUGAGGCAAGGCCGAGAGAAGAUGGACGCUUUUAAGGGGGCCUUACGGCGGCGGCUGUCUGCUCCUGUAGAACCGUGCCACUGGCCUUUACCUGUGUGCAAAAAAUGCACAACAGUGCCUCUGUACGGCCGGAGGGUCCCCAAGCUCGGCAUCCCUCCUGCUUUCAGCCAGUUUACUGGGGACCAGACGUGCGGGGUAUCCGGCCAUAAUAGAAGUGUCGUGACCGUCGGGGACUUGAACAAUAAAAAUGACAAUUCGAGCAAAGGCAGCGCCUAUGAAGCAGCUUGCCUUUGCACCUAUGCGAGGAACUGCGCCUUGGUCAUAUCUGAAGAUCCUCUUUUGCGCCUUUCUCUUUUAGCCACAUCGUUGGGCGUUUCGGAAGUCCACACAGUAGUGAUGAAAGAAUCCAACUGGGAAAACGCUUCGACGUACGCAAAGUGUUUUGGCCGCCCCGACAGUCUAAAGGUUUUUCGGUCACUGGAGGCUUUAGAGGAGGAGGUAUUCGAACGCCGCAUUGCUCAGGUGCUUACCGGUGAAGUGACGCCUGCCCAUACUUGCGUAGGCGCUGCGAGCUGUGAAUGCCAGCAAAGGGAUGACGCUGGGAUGGGGGUGGUUCCAGGGCUCAGUCGGCAGCAUCAUUGCCAGGACUCGCAUACUGGGACAGCCGAGCCGGAUGGAACUGCAGAACUCCUGCAAGCCCAUCUGCACCGUUAUCGCAUUGUUUUGAUAGAUGACCAGUACUGCGGCCCAGUUGUGUCUGCACUCGGCCUACCCCUUCUGCUUGAGUUUGUCCGCACGCACACGUGCCCUGCUUGUUGCCAGGUGGUGCCGAGGCGCUGGCAGACUUUGGCUACACCCGCCGCGUGUCCUCCGCCUGUGCCGAGCCGGCAGUACUUGAAGCUUGUGGCGAGGCAGAAACCCGAUGAGCCGCAGCAAAGGCAACUUGCAGCCAGUGGCCGCGCCAUGAGCGACACCUCCAUUCGUCUGGAAGAUGUGGCUUUGAGUGGUCGAUUUUGUGUGCUAGAAAGCUUUGAGAUGGCUUCCCUCCCCAGAUGCUCCUACAAAGAUCUUGAAGUAAAACAAGCUUGUGGUUUAUGCACAGAGGGUUUUGGGGACAGUGCAAAUCUACCUAAAGACAGGCACACCUCAAAGAAGGAUAUGGACGGUUGCUUAGAUAAGAACAAAGCCGCAAAUGCAUCAUGCCUCCGUUGCGCACGGGACAGACAGCUCAAAUGGUCUAAAGAAAGACAAACAAUCGUGAAUGGCAAUGCGGUCUGCGGCGUUGAGGUCGCGGGCCCCUGUGCUGGUUUGAUCGUCCGCAGCCACAUUCUUGUUGACGAGGGCAUAACACUUUCCCCCGGCGCGCCGUUGAUGAUUUUCUUGCCGGACGAGGUUCAACUGUCGACGCGUCAUGUUGUGGUAGUUGCACCUGUGGUUGUAUCUGAGCGCACUCCAGCAUUGGGCGAUCCUCAGCGGUCUGCUGACGACAGCCCGGGGAAGGUGCAAGGGACCUGGCCACAUUGCUGUUCGAGUACUUUGGAAGCAUGUGAGAGUGUAGCCGACGGCUCUCGCCUUCUGCAAAAAGCGCAUUGCGAAAGGCAUGAAUGUGCCGUUCCCUGCAACUCAGCAGCAUCCACCCCUGUCAUUGACGAACUGCACAAAACCAAGCCUGCCAUUCCCCCGUGGAGAGGCCUCAAAGCACAGCAACCCAAAUGCUGCUGGCGGUGGACAGCCGUCUGCGACGGCAUUCGGCAGUCAGAAUUCGACAUAGAAGUAACACUUCGUGACCUUCAUCAGACGACGAGGGAACAGGGCGUAGAGACAGUGAAGUCGCCUGUGAACUCUGAGAUCGCUUAG